AUGGUUGAUGAUGAUAAUUUUGUUUGGAUAAUAGCUUGGUACCUGGUUACCUUGGUUGUUUGCCUGUGCCUUUUGCAUGCUGAAAUAAAUACGCUGACAGUUGAUGCUCACCGCUGUAAGGAGUUCAAGAAGUUGUUGUUUCAUGCUUCUACAGCAAGUAGCAGUUGGAUUCUUCCAACAGCAAUGAAGAUGUUCAAGCUUGCGGCCAACAUCCAAGGAGUUCUGUUACAAUUUCAUUGUGGCUGUUAUGGUUUCUUGUCACCUUAUAUUACCUCUUGCUAUAAGUGUGUUAAUGCAAGAGGGACACUAAGGAGAGGGUACGAUGUUUGUGUAAUGAGCUAUUAG
Messenger RNA from Oldenlandia corymbosa var. corymbosa, 345 nucleotides. The record is from the annotation of a GenBank genome assembly. Lineage: Eukaryota; Viridiplantae; Streptophyta; Magnoliopsida; Gentianales; Rubiaceae.